This is a messenger RNA of Australozyma saopauloensis, 3129 nucleotides long. Its product is annotated as PDPK1 family serine/threonine-protein kinase. Gene Ontology annotation, biological process: intracellular signal transduction; peptidyl-serine phosphorylation. Gene Ontology annotation, molecular function: protein serine/threonine kinase activity; ATP binding. The record is from RefSeq and is a predicted model, not a curated record. NCBI's taxonomy places the organism in Eukaryota, Fungi, Ascomycota, Pichiomycetes, Serinales, Metschnikowiaceae. The coding region runs from base 1 to 3129 and encodes 1042 amino acids. The transcript has a single exon.
AUGAGUAGGCGCCCAAGUGAACAUAGAGCCAGUCUCAACGACCUCUCGGACCAAAUCCAUGCCGUGUACCGCCACCUUCUGGAAGAGGGCGGUGCUGCCAGCUCCUCGGGGUCGUUGGAUUCGACCCAGAACGAGCUGGCGGUGCGCACGCCGAGGCUAGACAACGCAUUCAUUCUGACCCACCUCUCGCCGUUCCACGUGGACGAAAACUCGUCCGUGCCUCGCUCAGCACCCGAAACGCCCCACGCGGCGUCGAUGCUCGAGUCUCCCGUGUCCCACUUGCACCUUAAGGCGGUCACAGACUCUUCUGUAGAUGUCAUCCGUGAUAGCGCCACCCCAGAACCCGGCUUGUAUUCUCCUUACGACGACAAACGUAAACUCAACCAAACAUAUAGCAUUCCAGAUUCGAUCGACCGGUCCGGAACACCCGGCCAUGCCUCCACCGCCAUAGACGAAGAGGAGGACUGGUCCGAACGUGGCGCGGCUGUUGCCGUGGCCCCUGGCCCCAAUGGCCCCACCAGUAUCCGCCGAACAGUCAAAGAUUUCGAGUUUGGAAAGGACUUGGGUGAGGGUUCCUACUCCACGGUUGUUCUAGCCACAGACAAGAUCACGAAAACCAACUAUGCCGUGAAGGUGCUUGACAAGAAACAUAUCAUCAAGGAGAAAAAGGUGAAGUAUGUCAACAUAGAGAAGCAUGCCCUCAAUAGACUCAGCGGCCUCAACGGAAUCAUAUCUAUGUUUUUUACGUUCCAAGACAAAGACUCGCUUUACUACGUUUUAGAAUUCGCAUCCAAUGGAGAGCUUUUGGGCUUCAUCAAAACCUACGGCUCCCUCAAUGAGGAUUGUACCAGACAUUUCGGUGCCCAGAUAUUGGAUGCCAUCAAGAACAUGCACGACAAUGGUAUCAUUCACAGAGACAUAAAGCCCGAAAACAUAUUGAUAGAUGACAAAUUUCGCAUCCGCAUAACAGACUUUGGCACUGCAAAGUUGCUCGAACGCAAGAAAAAUGGAGAGUCGGGUGUCGAAGAAGAGUACCCAUUAGACGUGAGAGCCAAAUCCUUCGUCGGUACCGCCGAAUACGUUUCGCCUGAAUUGUUGGAGAGCAAGUACUGUGGAAAGCCCGGUGACAUUUGGGCUUUUGGGUGCUUAUUGUAUCAAAUGAUCGCAGGAAAGCCUCCAUUUAAGGCCACAAACGAGUACUUGACCUUCCAAAAAAUCACAAAAUUGCAGUACGCGUUCAGCGCUGGAUUCCCUUUGAUUCUCAGAGACUUGAUCAAACAAAUAUUGGUCUUGAGACCUUCUCGCAGAGCUUCUAUCGAGCAAAUCCAACAACACCUUUUCUUCGAGAAAUGUAACUUUAAGGAUCCUGACUCCAUUUGGAAUGCAAAGCUCCCUGAACUAAGUCCUUACAAAGUCACAGCUCAAUCCAUGACAAAAAUGCCUACAAAGAGUGCUCAACCCGUUCGAGAGCAAAGAGCACCUAUUAAAAAGAAACCACAACUGCAACCACAACCAAAGAAUACCCCAGCAGAGGCAUCGAAGUUAAAGAAGGCAAGUACUUCUGAGGACAAAGGAUUGAGGAACAUCACACCAGCAAGCGUCGCUGCUUAUGUUCUCAAUAAAGAAGAUGAUCAUUCCUCACCUGAAGUCAGCACUCCCAAGACAACCAGUCAUACUAGCACACCGCAGAAGUCACAGGCUCCACCUGACUAUAUUCCUGGUACCAACAUCUUAAGACCACAGGUAAACAGUAUGGCAAACUUUUCUAGACUUUCAACCAGCAGCUCAAACAAAAGUGAUCCUGAGCUGAAAAGAAGUAUACGCUCUAAAACGAAGGAACUAGCACCUCCAACAGCGGUCGAGGCAGCAUGGCAGCAAUAUCUCAGUCCUGAUGAGAGAAUUAUUCAUGUUGGCUCAGUCACUGCAUCCAAAAAGACUACUGAGGCCUUCGAGCGGAAGCACAAGGGUAUGAUUCAUGAUACGCCACUCGGAUUCAACAAUCAAUUGAAGAGUGCCCAGCAGAGGGGUGGCCAAAGAUCGAUGUUAUCGAGAUAUGUUAAGGAUAAUCAGUUGAAAGAUAAGAAAGAUUUACCUCCACCCGAAGUUGAGUCAGACGCAAUCACUUUCUUUUAUGAGGAAGUCACAGCUGAGCCAGAGCCACACACUGAGGAAGAUGAGAAGUCAACUCUAUUGAACAUUGGCCACGGCAGAUUUGGCAAAUCGUUGAAGAAGCUCCUUGCAAACAGUGACAAAAAGACAGAUUCCGUGGAGACUAUUUAUGAGAACGGAAAUGUAACCAGACAAACUGUGUCUUUGGAGCGUCCAAGGGCAUGUACAGUCAUCAUAACGACCUUUGGAAGAGUACUUCUCUUUUUGCGAGAUGAUAUACACAGUGACUACAAGCUCAUCUGUGAGGUUAAGCUUCAAUAUCCAUUCAUUCAAUUUAAAGAGGUUGUCACCAGCCCCAGCACAAAAUUUGGAAAGCAGAUUCCGGCGUCCGGAAUAUUUGCUAUCGAGUCUAAGUUUAUCACCUUCGUCUUUGAAGUUGAAAAAUACGAGGUUAAUCAGUGGACUGAAUCCUUAGCCCGCUCUAAGUUGUGCCUGAUAGAGCGUGAACAUGAAGUAGAAGCUCCUCGUGUAAGCCAGCCGAAAUUAGCCCUGCCUAAAAUCCCAUCAACACCAGAAUUGAUGGAAGCGCCAAGGUUUGGGUCAAACAGCAGCCCCAAUGGAAAUGAGAUGCUGCUGCCCUCGAGAAUCACAAGAAGUCCGUCUCAACCUCGCACGCUCGACCCCAAAGGUAGUCCGCUGAACAAUCUUCUUGCUCAAAGACGCAUGCGGGCCAAAGAAACCACGAGGAGAAAGGCGCCGCCGCCGCCACCUUCAAAAAGCCAGCAUUUGGCCCUGACGGGAUUGCGAAAGGACCCAGAAAACGGCGAAAAGGCCACGGUCCACGCUGCGCAAUUAGCUGUUUCGAAUCUCAAUCUUUCGCCAACUCCACGCAAUGAGUACAGAUCGUCCAGCUUCACGAAAGAAACACCACGGGCACACAAGAAUUUCGUCGCUACCCUGGCAGGAAACGUGACGCCCAUGAACUCCAAGCUAUUGGCACGCACGCGGGGCGGCAAGUAA